AUGGCGGUUUUACUUCUUCUUCACCCAACGGUGGUCACAGAUCCCGCUCUAGCUGAAGCCAGCAAGAAAAAAUGGAUCCAAAAUGACGAAGAAGUCACACAACACAUCAUAGAUCGAGUCGCUAACAACAUAGUGGAGGUGCCUCAAAAUCACUACUCAAAAGUGGUUUACAUCAACCCCAAUGAGGCCCAGCAUCGUGGGUUGCCAGCACAGACGAUAGAACAAAUAUUUGGCUUUUUGAAGCCGGAGGGAAAAUUUUGCGGUGACUUGCCAAUUGACCAAAAUUUGGAUGCGAUAAUGUCGGGUUUUGUGGUGGAAGAUGAACACUGGUUGAAGCCAAAACCGAUGGCUUCGGUGGCGAUUCCGCUUAGAAAGAAGGAAAAAACCGACAAAAAUGAACCCAAAAAAUUACCCAUAUUCAAAAAGCUCAACCAAGAUCCGGGAAUGACCGACACUUCUGCCAGCAAUACCGACGAGGAAGAAACGGCAAUCAAGCGGAAACUCGAGGAGUCCAAGUUGUCGUACUUUUCUGAUGACAGCGACGGAGAAGAUGACCUUGUGAACGAGGAUGAAUUGAUUGACAAUUCUGGACUCAACUACAAUUUGGUGGUGCCCAAAAAAUGUGAGCUUCCCAACGGAAAAAGGAGAAGAAAAAGCUUGUUAAAGAUUGUACUUUGUGGACUCAAGGAAGUUGGAGGAAGAGCGAAAGACAAUAGACAGAGAACAUUACAGGAUCAAAUUCUUGGAUCCAUGGCUCAAACUGGCCACCAAAGAAGCUAUUGA
Meyerozyma guilliermondii ATCC 6260 is the source of this 783-nucleotide messenger RNA. RefSeq names its product electron carrier (gene DRE2). The transcript has a single exon. Bases 1 to 783 code for a protein of 260 amino acids. The record is from RefSeq and is a predicted model, not a curated record. NCBI's taxonomy places the organism in Eukaryota, Fungi, Ascomycota, Pichiomycetes, Serinales, Debaryomycetaceae.